AUGGACAAUAACCAACCACCACAUGGCCUCACCCCACAAGAUUUCUCCGAGCUACAACCCCUUAUUCAAACCUACCACACCUUCGACCCAACCCCACCAAACACAUGCACUUCUCUCAUAACCCAGCGCAUCGAUUCUCCAGCCGACUUUGUGUGGCCUUUCGUUCGACGUUUCGAUAACCCCCAGAAGUACAAGCACUUCAUUAAGAGCUGCAACAUGACUGGCGACGGCGGUGUCGGUAGCAUAAGAGAAGUCACCGUCGUCUCGGGAAUUCCGGCGUCUACGAGCAUCGAACGGCUGGAGAUUUUGGAUGACGAAAGGCAUAUUCUGAGCUUUAGGGUUGUGGGUGGUGAGCACAGGUUGAACAAUUAUCGAUCUGUGACGUCGGUUAAUGAGUUUAAGAAUGAUGGGAAGGUUUACACCGUUGUUUUGGAGUCUUAUAUUGUUGAUAUACCAGAAGGUAAUACUGGGGAGGACACAAAGAUGUUUACAGACACGGUGGUGAAGCUGAAUCUUCAGAAGCUUGCGGUGGUGGCCAUGGCCGCUUUGCAUGGACAUGAAUAA
Ilex paraguariensis (yerba mate) is the source of this 564-nucleotide messenger RNA. NCBI's taxonomy places the organism in Eukaryota, Viridiplantae, Streptophyta, Magnoliopsida, Aquifoliales, Aquifoliaceae. The record is from the annotation of a GenBank genome assembly.